This is a messenger RNA of Medioppia subpectinata, 1881 nucleotides long. The record is from the annotation of a GenBank genome assembly. NCBI's taxonomy places the organism in Eukaryota, Metazoa, Arthropoda, Arachnida, Sarcoptiformes, Oppiidae.
AACAAGUCAAAUGAUAACUCUCUGAGCGAUUCAAACUCCGGGACUAACGUCAGUAAAGUGAGGAAAAAUAUCCGCGAGUUUGAGCGCCGAUCCUCUAUUUGUGGCGACACUAUUGUCCCGCCGGUUGUGCCGGUCGUCGGACCCGUCGUACAGCCCAAGAAGGACUCCCUCACCGCUAGUACUCAUAAUAAUAGCAAUACUACUAAUGAUAGCAAUAGUAUGCGAAUGAGUAAAUCGUGUUUUGAAGUCGAUUGCUGUGACAAUAGCUCAUCCGGUGUCUCAUCGGAUGUGGACGGAGAGUACGGCACACAAAACCAGCCAAAAGGGGCGCAAAUGUCACAAAAUAAUCAGCAAAUAAAUCGGCGAAACUCGCAGAACGUGUCCGAAAAGAUCGCCGUUCUUAUGGCGGCCACAGCGCAGACCAGUCAGGCCGCAGCCAUGGCAGCCGCCGCGUCGGCCCAAUCGGCGGCCACCGCACAGCCCGUGCCUAUUAUGAGCUGUCAAACGGCUGGUCCGCCGACCGGAGCCGGCAUUUACGGCACUCGGCGUACGGCCAGCUGUUGCGACGAUAGCCACAAACAGCGGCCCAAGUGUUGGUCAAACGCCGGUAGCGGCAGUCAGUCAAUGAUGGGCAGCGCGCCGACAGCCGCCACCGGGCCCUCCAUUAGCAGUAAUUUAGUGCCAAAUCUACAGCAAAAGUCUGUGAAAUUUACAGCAAACUAUUCGUCAAACUCGGAGCCAAAAACAAAUACCACUAAUAAUAACGCCAUUAAUAGCUAUCCUAAUGCACAGCCACCGCAUCCGCAGCAACAACACCAACACCACCAACAACUACAACAACAACAGCACCAGAACAAGAUAUACGUCACCUCCCAGUCCAAAACGGGUCAACCCAUACGACUACAGAUCGAUUCCUUGGGUCUGGCGGCAGUGAACGAAGUGGACGUAUUGGCCGAACUGGUGCCGCCACCGCCGGAGUUCGCCGCACCGCCGCCCGGACACCCGGGUGCUAAUCGCGGGGCGCCGGGCGGUGGCGCUGACCCAAUGCGGGCGCCGAUAGCUUUAAGUCAGAGCCAGCAGUUGAUGGUAAGGCAACAACAGUUGCAACACUUACGGCAACAGCAACUCCUACAGCAACAGCGGGCGCAACGCGUGCGGCAACAGUCACCCCAACCCACCGGUGCCGCACCGCAACCGCCGCCCAUACCAUCCCAACCGCCGCCCUCAACACUACCCCAUCAACAGCACCAACACAUCCAUCACCAGCAGAUGAUGGUCAAUAAGGAGCAGAUUAGGAUCAUAUCGCCGACACCCCAUCAAACCAUGAGCUCCGCGCCGAUGCCGGUGCCCGUCGGUGGCCAUCACCCGCACCCACAGCAGCCGCCUACCGCCGCUCAACACUACCAGCGCCUCCACCAGCAGGCAAUGGAGAGUCGAGCCCUAUCGGGUGGUACCCCUCCGGGCGCGACCGCCGACUUCUCGGACCUAUUGGCCCGUCAGAGGGCCGCUCAGGUUAGGGCACAUCAGCAGCACAUCGAGCAACAGAUGUCGGCGUCCAUGCGUUUGGGCGUCGGCUCCAUGAGCUCACACGGGCCGUCACCGCACCCCCAGUUCUCCACACUUCAGAGGCAUAACAGCGCCUCCCACUCACUCAUGACAGGCGGCGGGGGUGGAGACCCGAUGACGGCCCACCACUCGGCCGCAGCCCAGGCCCAGCAGUUCGCCACACUUACCCGACACCAGGCGACGGCUGCCACAGUGGCCGCGGCCACGGCUGCCGCCCAACAACAGCAACGACACAACUACUGCGACUACACACGACUUACCGUUCAGAAUAGGCUUAUGCGGCACUUGAAUACCAGCCCACGUGUUGUGUCGAAA